Molecule: messenger RNA, 799 nt
Organism: Lentinula edodes (shiitake mushroom)
Lineage: Eukaryota; Fungi; Basidiomycota; Agaricomycetes; Agaricales; Omphalotaceae
Exons: 3
Coding region: 114-473 (119 amino acids)
Source: RefSeq, a predicted model, not a curated record
GCCCUCUACACAACGUCUACACACGCAGAUUCUUCAAGUUUUACGCCCCCAUUUGAAUUUGCUACUCACCUGCAAAUAUCUUCCUCACAACACUUGUUCCUAUAACUAAAAUCAUGAAAUUCUUCGCCGUCGCUAGCUUUUGCUUGCUUAUCAUAGGAGCUACCACCGUCAACGCUGCAACAGAUGCAGAGAAAGCUUGUGGGUUCACGAAGAAGGUGGGCACACCGUGUGUGCUAAAGCUUGAUGGCGGCCAUACUCUUACUGGAACAUGUCAAAAGAAAUCUGGUAUCAAAGUCUUCCGCCACCGCACAUGUGUACCAAACAGUGGCGCGACAUCCACUGGGGCAGAUAGCACAUCCUCAUCGGGUGCUGCAACCUCACCAUCGACUUCAUCAGACACAACGUCGUCAAGUGGUGAUGCCACGGCUGCUGGUGCCGCUGGGAAUUCAGCUAACGGAACCGCAAGUCCCUAAUGUUGUCGCGCAAGAUAUCGAUAGGACUACAGCCUGAAUUUUGUUUCCCACUUGCGCCGCUUCAAGAACGGGGCAAAGAAGGAGGAGCGUACUUUGAAUGAGAGAAAUUUGGCGUAUGCGUACAUGUUGUUGAUUAGAUCAGUCAGGCAAUGUCGAUUUUUGCUUUGAAAGAAGAGGGGAUCAAAAAGGUUCCUUUGGCGGACGUUCAUGCAUCGGCCUGUUCUAGCCUGUUCUCAUUCUUAUUAGGCACAAUGUCAUCAUACAGGCUCAUGGUAAGUAGGAGGCUGUGGGAUUGAAAAAGGCCGUGCAGAGGGAUGGGAAUCCAA